Molecule: messenger RNA, 434 nt
Organism: Cyclopterus lumpus (lumpfish)
Lineage: Eukaryota; Metazoa; Chordata; Actinopteri; Perciformes; Cyclopteridae
Product: neurofilament heavy polypeptide-like
Source: RefSeq, a predicted model, not a curated record
AUGACUCCAGCCCAGGAAAAAUACUCUAGUUCAGAAAGAAGACCCCAGUCCAGGAAAAAGACUCCAGUGCAGGAAGAAGACUCCAGUCCAAAGAAGAAGACUCCAGUCCAGACUCCAGUCCAGGAAGAAGACUCCAGUCCAGAGAAGACUCCAGUCCAGGAAGAACACUCCAGUCCAGGAAAAAGACUCCAGUCCAGGAAGAAGACUCCAGUCCAGGAAGAAAACUCCAGUCCAGAAAGAAGACUCCAGUCAAGUCCAGAAAGAAGACCCCAGCCCAGGAAGAAAACUUCAGUCCAGAAAGAAGACUCCAGUCCAGAAAGAAGACCCCAGCCCAGGAAGAAGACUCCAGUCCAGGAUGAAGACUCUUGUUCAGAAUGAAGACUCUAGUCCAGAGAGAAGACUCCAGUCAAGGAAAAAGACUCCAGUGCAAAGAA